Messenger RNA from Anopheles maculipalpis, 940 nucleotides. RefSeq names its product protein l(2)37Cc (gene Phb1). The record is from RefSeq and is a predicted model, not a curated record. NCBI's taxonomy places the organism in Eukaryota, Metazoa, Arthropoda, Insecta, Diptera, Culicidae. The transcript has 3 exons. Gene Ontology annotation, biological process: mitochondrion organization. The coding region runs from base 122 to 940 and encodes 272 amino acids. Gene Ontology annotation, cellular component: membrane; mitochondrion.
GGCAGCACGGAUCUACUUUGACAGAUCUAUUUUGUUCUCGAACUACAUCGAGUUCACGUUUUGCAUUACGCAAAGUUUAUUUACCGGUAAAGUGUGCAAAGUAAUCGUAUAACAUCCUAGAAUGGCAACACAGUUCCUGAAUCGCAUCGGCCAGCUUGGUCUAGGAGUAGCCGUCAUCGGUGGAGUUGUAAACUCGGCGUUAUAUAACGUUGAUGGUGGACAUCGUGCCGUAAUUUUCGAUCGCUUCAGCGGAGUCAAGCAGCAGGUAACCGGCGAAGGUACACAUUUCUUCGUGCCGUGGGUACAGCGUCCAAUCAUUUUCGACAUUCGCUCGCAACCACGCAACGUACCGGUGGUGACCGGCAGUAAGGAUCUGCAGAAUGUAAACAUUACGCUCCGUAUUCUGUUCCGACCGGUACCGGACCAGCUGCCAAAGAUUUACACCAUUCUCGGUCAGGAUUAUGAUGAGCGUGUGCUGCCAUCGAUUACGACGGAAGUGUUGAAGGCUGUGGUUGCUCAGUUCGAUGCCGGUGAGCUGAUUACGCAGCGUGAAAUGGUCUCGCAGAAGGUGUCGGAUGAUUUGACCGAACGUGCGGCUCAGUUCGGAGUGAUUCUGGACGAUAUUUCUAUUACGCAUCUCACGUUCGGUAAGGAGUUUACGCAAGCCGUCGAAAUGAAGCAGGUUGCCCAGCAGGAUGCCGAAAAGGCUCGUUUCCUGGUGGAGAAAGCGGAACAGAUGAAGCAAGCAGCAAUUAUUACUGCCGAGGGUGAUGCACAGGCCGCACAGAUGUUGGCCCGUUCGCUGAAGGAAUCGGGUGAUGGUUUGAUCGAGUUGCGACGAAUUGAAGCUGCGGAGGAUAUUGCGUACCAGAUGAGCCGAUCGCGUGGUGUGAGCUAUUUGCCGGCCGGUCAACAAACUCUGCUCAGUUUGCCACAGUAA